AUGUGUGAAGUAAUUUCAACAGACUUUCCCCAUCUUACUGCUGGUAAUUUUGAGAACUCUCUGACCUCUGACAACGUGUUGGCUCACUACUUCAAUGAUUUCUUAAGUCUGCCGACUUUCCCAGAGGCUUUGCUGUACAACCAGGAGACCGGGCUGUUUGAGGUGGUGAGCGGGGCAGCAGAGUUUGUCUGUAGAAGAAUCCGAUCAGACUUACACCGCUGCAAAUCACAACUCCAAACUGGUGACACCACAGCUUUGGCCAAAACCCCUCCAGUGGACAGCAGUUACACUGUUUGUUGCCUGGACAGAGAGCAAGGAAUUCAGUGGGUCAUGAAAGAAAGAUUGCCCUUCUUCCUUCGAAGUGAUUUCUACAGUGAAUACAGACUAGCCAAGCUGUUGUUUCAGUGGGACGCAAACCUUUGUAUCCAGAGGAGGAAAGGCAGCUCAGGUCGAACAACCCUGUCAGCCCCACAACUGCGUUCUUCCUCCCAAUUUGACCAGCAAAAUAACAAUGCACUGAAAGUCCUAACACGCUCACAUUCUCAAGAGAACAUUUCAGGAGAACAAGGGUCUGUGAGGAACGCAACAUGUCUAUUCUCUGGCCAGAAGGAACAAAUCAACACAAAAUGCAGUGAAUCAUCCAGAUGUUUCUCCAGCUGUUCAGAGUCAGAGAAUCCAUAUACCUUUUCCUUUUUGUCCUCCUCAUGUUCCUCCUCUAACUUUAAAUCUGAGAAAACCCAGGAACUCGGGAACUCGCAAACAGAGCUGAGCCUCUCCUUCGCAGCGCCAUCGGCUGGCCAGAAUGAUGAGUCUUCUGAACUACAUCUGGAAUACUUGGCUGCCAAAGUGGUUCAUCAGGUGCUUAACAAUGCACUGAACGUGAUGGAUAGUCAGAGCCAGGCAAAUACUACUGAUUGUUUCAGCAAGUCAGGAGACCAGACAAAUUGUACCAGCACAAGCAGUUCCUGCGAAUGUAAAGUUUGCCGGCAAGACAGAUUGAUGGGAAAGACAGAGAAAAUUCAAGAAGACAAGAGGGGGAGUGGAGUGGGAGAAAAGACUGACUGGUUUAACAAGAAGAGGGUGGUGGGGAGUAGGGGCACAGAGCAGGAAAAUGGCCUUGAUAUUUAUUGCCAUGGUACCUGUUUCCAUGGAAAAACACCAGGUUUGGAUGAGUUUAAGGAGUUUUUGCAGGGAACACCAGGAGAGAAGGUUCUUAAUCUUUGGAUGGAUAUAGAGAGACUGAAAGCGACACAGAACAGAGAGCGGAAGAACAGGUAUUUGGUCCUAAUGAGGAGCUGGUACCUGCUGAGCAGCAGCCAAAGCAGUCUAAACGUGGAGCUGCUGUCCAGACUGGGGCUGACUACCUCCCCCUGCUGGACAGAGGAGAAACUGCGCUCAGUUCAACCCUUCCUCACGGAGUCGCUGCUCUUCUACUGGGCUCCCCGGUUCUGGACGUCCCAAUGUGUUCAGGAAGACCGUGAUGACUUCCCUCAUCUAUGGCUGUGUACAGAGUGGUGUGUUAGCCCUCUGUUAGGCACACAGACCCACCACGGCUCUAUGACCCUGCCUUCCCUCCGCCCUGACACGUGCCUGCCCCAGUUGCCUCAUACUGUCCAUACCCAGUUUCAUUCUAGUAGAAGUCAGUUACUGGGCAGCAGCAGAAUGGAAAAGAUGUUACAGGCUCUGUGCGUUGACUUGUGUGCCGGCUUAUACUUCACAAACUUCUGUGAACAAUCUGGAAACCAGCUAUGGGAGAAUGCAGUUAACUUUUGGACUGACCUGCAGCACUACCAUGAGCUGUUCUAUCAGGACGGACUGGACCCCUACAGAGUACAGAGAGAGGCACAGCUCCUUUACUCCACCUAUCUCUUCAGCUCUGCCAGGAGGAGCAUUGGUGUUGAUGAGGAGAUCAGAAGGGAGGUGUAUGACCGGAUGAUGCCUGCUUUUGAGGAGCUGUUUGACAAGGUUGAGGAACACACACUGAACAUCCUGCUGGAGCCGUGGACGCUCCUGGUCAGCAGGGACAAAGAGUCUUUCAGGAAGGUGUGUGUGCUGGAAGAGGUACGCUGCAUUGACAAUCAGGAGUACAAGGAACUCCAGAGUCUGUACAAAGAGUCAGAGAGCCGACUGAAACAGGUGGAGCAAUGCGGGUCCAUAUUAUUUCCCUCUCCUAUUACAUUUUCGACUCCCUUUUCAAAGGGCCGCCAAGCAUCUGACUCUUGGUCCAGAGUGUCUCCAAAUUACCAGGGUUACCGUCUUGGUUCCUUACUACGUCACCGCCAUGAGAUUGGGCACUUUAUGUCCUUCCUACAGAAUCAGGACGCCAGUAUCCAUCUGACAUGCUGGCUGGAUCUGGAGCAGUACAGGAGGACUCCUCAGAAGGACAAAGCUAUCAGACAAGAGAGGUCGUCUCACAUUGCAAACAAAUACCUCAACAGGAAGUACUUCUUUAGCUCUGACAGCCCCGCCACACCAGAACAGCAGGACGAUAUAUUGCGUCUGGCAGGUGGACUGGAGCGUCUGCAGCUACAAUGUCUCUCAAACCCAGUUGUUGUAGAGAUCCAGGAAAUCGUCAGGAGUCACAUUGAACAGAAAUGGCUGCCUCUGUUCCUGUCCACAGAAGAGUUCACAGAGCGACAGAAACACAAACCAAAGCCCCAAGCAGUAGACAGGCUCUCACAGCACGUCUACCGUCGACGCAGAACGAGGAGAGAAGCCUGGAAGGCUGAGGGCUUGUGGAUGAGUUCUUCUAAAGAGAUCCUGCUGUUUCGACGGAUCCUACUUAACCCCGUCUCUUGUAUGCAGUUCCAGCACUUUGUCUCUCUGAAGGGGGACUUCCUAGAAAAUGACGUGCACUUCUGGCUGGAGGUGCAGAGAUACAAGGAUCUCUGUCAUUCCCACAGUGAUGAGGCCACCAUCCAGCAGAAGAUCUCCACCAUCAUUAACUGCUUUAUCCACUCGUCAAUGCCCCCCGCCCUGCAGAUAGACAUCCCUCCUGAACAGGCCCAGCACAUUCUGGAAAAACGGCAUGAACUGGGCCCUUACAUCUUCAGGGAGGCACAGAUGUCAGUGUUCACUGAAUUGCUUAAGUUUUGGCCCGAGUUUCAAGAACUGAGCAGCAGUGUCCAAGAAGAGCAACUCCUUCCUCUGCUGCAGGAGAAACGAGUCAAACACAGAGCCCGAGUACGGCGACAGAGGAGAAAAGAGGAGGAGGACGAAGAGGAUGCGAGGAGGCGAGCUCAGGAAGAGCUGGAGAGGCCAGAGUCCAGUUUUACAGAGGAAGAGACAGAUGACGAAGAUGAGGUUGAAGAACAGGAGGGAAGAAGCGAAAAAAAGCAGUCAAGGACACAAAGUAGAGUGCUGCUGACCCCCACACAGCCGUUGUCGUGGUCCUACUCCAAGUAUAUGGCAGCUCUGAAGAGAGAGGAGGUGCUGCUGAAGAGACAGAGUCAGCUGGAAGCUUCGUUCUCCACAGCAUCAGACAACUCCUCUGACUGCAGUGUCAAGUCAGCAAGCAGUAAACACAGCCGCCAGCAGCCCUCACGUCGCUCCUCCAGAACGGAGAGUAAACAGUGUAACAGAUAUAACAGGGGUGUAAGAGCCUGCACCAUGAAAUGAAACAGAGAGCUGACUUCACGCAGCACAGGUUGGACACAAACAGAUGAGGGUGACGGACACAGUUAUCGGAGCAUGAUGAGAGAAAACGGAGAGCGGAGCUGCUACUGAUAUCUUCCUCUGGGUUUACAUAUGAUGUAAGAAUAUUUUCUUAAACGCUGUGUGACAAACAUC
Micropterus salmoides (largemouth bass) is the source of this 3789-nucleotide messenger RNA. RefSeq names its product regulator of G-protein signaling 22. The transcript is spliced from 24 exons. The record is from RefSeq and is a predicted model, not a curated record. Gene Ontology annotation, molecular function: G-protein alpha-subunit binding. NCBI's taxonomy places the organism in Eukaryota, Metazoa, Chordata, Actinopteri, Centrarchiformes, Centrarchidae. Gene Ontology annotation, biological process: regulation of signal transduction. Bases 1 to 3618 code for a protein of 1205 amino acids.